Melampsora larici-populina 98AG31 is the source of this 532-nucleotide messenger RNA. RefSeq lists its product as uncharacterized. Lineage: Eukaryota; Fungi; Basidiomycota; Pucciniomycetes; Pucciniales; Melampsoraceae. The record is from RefSeq and is a predicted model, not a curated record. The coding region runs from base 30 to 383 and encodes 117 amino acids. The transcript has 3 exons.
GAUGUGAACGACAGCAGAUCACACUCCAUAUGCCCCUCAACAUCCCAGCAAUCACCAACUUAUUGGUUCAAGUGACGAGCCCUCGUACGAGCCUUGCUUGUCUCACCACUCGUGAUGGUCAUCUCUUAGCCUACUAUUCAUUGAGUCAAUCGGAAGAACAGGCCAAAACUAUUGGUGCAUUGGCGGCUGGUCUUAUCAAUUCUGCUAGACCUCCUACAACCGUUUCUGCAUUAUGUGAGCUGGGAUCGAUCUAUGUUUCUCUUCUUCCGCCUUAUUUCUUGAUCGUUUUGCUGGGUGAUAGUGAAUCUGGGAUGAUGGAGACCUUGGCUUUGAAGGCUCGUUUGCUGGAAGACCGGUUACGGGAGCCCUUGUCAUACAUAUAGUCACAUACAUGUACGAUAUCAUUAGCUCAAUUGGUGGCCUUCGUGUUGAUAUCCCUGCCUGACAGGAAGAUAACUUUUUGUAUAGUACACAUGAUAAGUUUGACUUGACCAACGGCUUUGAAAUGUAUAACGCCAAGAAAUCUAGAACA